Messenger RNA from Ectocarpus sp. CCAP 1310/34, 219 nucleotides. Lineage: Eukaryota; Phaeophyceae; Ectocarpales; Ectocarpaceae. The record is from the annotation of a GenBank genome assembly.
AUGGCCAUGCCGGGGCCGGCGGCGAGAUCGAGAAACGCCAAGCUGUUCGCCAAGGCGCGGCGAGCGAGCGUCACGAGGAGGUUGGGGAACCAGCGAGGGGCGGGAGCGGCCGCGAGGUCGGCCAUCGGCUGGAGUCUCCGCAACGCACUGAAAGUUUGGAGCAGCUUCCUGCUCCUGAUGGCAGCAUUUGCUUUCUUUAUUCAGGUAGAUGGGCAAUAG